Silurus meridionalis is the source of this 4031-nucleotide messenger RNA. RefSeq names its product zinc finger protein 518B. The transcript is spliced from 5 exons. The record is from RefSeq and is a predicted model, not a curated record. Lineage: Eukaryota; Metazoa; Chordata; Actinopteri; Siluriformes; Siluridae. The coding region runs from base 620 to 3688 and encodes 1022 amino acids.
AUAUGUUUCAUCCUGAACACGCUGAAGCAGAUGUGUUUCCUCUGCGUGGUAAUGCCUGAAGGCGUUGUAUUUGGAGGACGGACACUGGGUAUAAUACGACUGUUAUAAACUGUUGAUAGAUUCAGCGAACAGGAAGCACAUGUAUGUCCUGGUGACUUGAGGCCAACGCUUAUUUUGCAAGAUUGCAAAACACAACUAUUUGAAGCGAACGUGCAACGCACGAACACACCAUCUCGGAAGGGGGAGAAGAAAACACUAAAGCCAGGACACUUGUAUGUGCAGGGAAGUGGCACACGCCGGUAAUCGGUGUUGAUCGGCUUGGGCUCGGGCUCGGGCAGGGAGCCUCAGCGGGAGACAGACGCGCAGUGAGAGUGUCAUGGCCGCCAACCGCAGCUGACGAAACGGGUUACAAUAUGAGGACGCGAGACACCGCCCUCAACUGUAACACUGAGGGGGAAUAUUUCUUUGCUGCUCCGCCACAGUUGGGGAGCUGGCAGACCUACUAAAUAUCUGAAGACCACGAGGCUUUGACGCUUUCUACAGGUGCACCUACACCCAGAGACGCCUCUUCCCUGGCUCUGUUUCAUCACUAUCAUGGCAUACUAAAGGAAUCUGUGAUAUGAACAUGGAGGUGGAACAGACAAAUCCAAGCAGUCAUAAUGAGGAUCAAGCUGCUGCCAAUGACAGGGGAAACUGGCAUAGUCGCCUGCGACUCAGGAAAUCCUCAGCUUUGUCUCGCACUGUGAAAAGUACAAUCGAAGUGCCUAAGUUCGAUAAAGAUCUGACUAAGAAGUCAUCACAAAACGAACAAAAGGAUCACAAUGCAGUGGACUCCUUUGGCAGCAAGCUCACGUUUACUUGCAAUGAUUGCAAAGAUGGCACAAGCUUGUCAAAACCCUUUCAUGGAGGAAAAGGACACCCAGAGUGUUUUCCUUGUGACACAUGUAGUUUUGUUGAUUCUGACUUCACUACAUUGCAACAGCAUUACACAAAACACUCAAGGCUCACAUUAGAGACGUGCAACAAUAAAGGCUCGCAAAUGCCAUCCCAAUUCACAAAGCAUUAUAAAAUGCACAACAAUCAAUAUCAGUGUGAAAAGCUCACAUGUGUGGUGCAUAACUGUUGUCCACACAGCACUGUACCUGCUACGGACAGUAGUGCAAAGUCAGCUGUUAAGCCCAUGAAUGGUGAACUUAAUAGGAAUCUUUUGACUGAUGCUACAGGAGAACCUCAGAAAGAUGAACUCCUAAAGAACAUGACUUCUCCCUGCCAUCAAGGGUGGAGCAGAAAGAACUGGUGGAAAAAUAGAGACAUUGCCCUGAAACAUCCCAAAAGUACUGCUCCGGACGUCAAAUUCCUGAUUCCAAAAUCAGAAAUCCAGUGGACAUCUGAGAAAUAUUUGCCUUUUUCAGCAGCAGGUUUGCUUGAUGAAAACGGUGAACUAUUCAAUCCAACACGGACUUUGGAGGAGACUAAGCAGUUUCUGGAAAAGACAGCUAAAUGUGGGAAAAAAUGGCCUGUGACUCUAAGAGGUGAACUCAAUCUCUCUCAAUCUCUGUCCUGUCCUGGACCUUUCCUUUCUGAGCCAAAGAUGAAACGUUGUGUCACACCACUUCCUGUACUAAAUUCUGGAAAUGAACUUUCUGGUCUCAUAGAAAAGAACAAUAUCUCAGUUCCACCUGAUUGCACUACAAAGAUUGUUGGUUUCAAGAUGGUGGAUGGAAAAAAGCAUCUUGUUCUUAAAGUCAUACCUUCAGCCAAGCCAGAUGUUUCUUCAAACAAGGGAGAAGAUCAUGCAGGAUUAAACCAGGAAGAUAUAAAUGAUGCAAGAUUAGACCCUCAUAUUGAGAGACCCAGGGAUCAAAUGUGCAGCGAAUCAUGCAAUACUGCCACAGCAGAUUCUACAUUCAGCGGCUUUGAUUCUACCUCAAGGUUACACCAGUCCAAAAAGCAAGGAGUUGGUAAAGAAGGAGACCAAAGUACAAUAGGAGACGUGUCUCAGUCUGAUAACACUGAAAAUGACUGUAGCAAUGGCGAAUGUACAUUAAAGGGAAGUCCUAAUGCACCUGAACAACACGCACUCUCAGGAACAGGUGAGGAUUUUAAUGUAGUUAGUCAGAUGAAGAAUAAAAAAACGGCAUCUCCUGAGGUCAUGUUUAACUCCAAUGACACUAAUGACCUCAAUGAAGUAAAUGCAGAUGUGUCAGGGGAAGUACAUUCAUUCAGAGAAGACGACAUUCCAACCAUGCAAACAAAUAUGCAGGAGAUAAUAGACAUACCAAAACACACUGACAAUCGGAAAAAAAUGGCAAGAGGUGACAAAGAGACGAAUUCAGAGACUUUCGAAGGUCAAGAUGAUAAAAGUUUUGUUGAAGCUCUGUUUUCUGGUACUUCAUCUGAGAGCACAGAAGAAAGAAUACACUCCCAGCCCAUAACCUUGAUGUCUGGGAAAGAAAAAAGCCCUGGUAGCUACAUGAUGAAUAAGGUUAAAAAGUCAGGGGAAGAAGCAACUUUAAUACAAUCACCUUCGGAUCACUGGAAUUACCGGAGAAUGGUUCAGAAAGUUGUAAAAUCUCCCACAAAUAUCAUUGAUCUACCCGUCGCAUCCACAAGCAACAAUAUUACUAACUCUCUGUUUGUUUCCCCAAGUGAGCAUGGACAUUUGCUUUUCCAAGACAGUGGAGAUGAGAACACAAACCACAUAGACCCUCAACAUGCUCAUGUCCCCCAAGAUCAGAACAGUACACUGGAAACUGUAGAGGAACCUUACUUAGCUUUGUUAUCGCUUGAAGACUCUUGCCAUAAUCCAGACCCAUAUCAGACUCUCGAAGAGCUCACUGUUACCACAGUAAGCCAUUUGCUGGAUGAUUCUGAAGUUACUUACAGAGGUAUUGCCUCUGAGUCUCAACCAGGGAGCCUGGCUACCCAGCAUGUGUCUAUGCACUCACCCAAAGCCAUAGCAGUAGCAGCAGUGACUAAUGAACAGGUAUCUCCACCACUAAUGACUAAACCUACAAUCAAUAGGAAGAGACAGCGAGAACCAGCAUCAAAAGCCCCUCAGGGAUGCUUCUUGAAAUCUAAAAGGCAGCUUGUUCGAAAUUCCAAUAAGUCAUCAGCAUCUAACCCUUACUGGGAACCACUUCCUCCAGAAAUAGAAAGGACUCUGCGUCUCUUUCCCGUUCGCUCCUCACAGCAUGUAAAAGUACCACGUCUAAACCAGCCUGUCGUAGUCCUCAAUCACCCGGACACAGAUAUUCCAGAAGUGGCGAACAUUAUGAGAUCCGUUCACAAACACAAAGGGGCUGUGCAAAGGGUCGCUCUUUCUCAGGGAACUCUCAAAGCCCUUUCGGAGCUUAACUGCGACACAUUCCGUAAUGCACGUGCAGACAACUUGCAUUCGUCUCACUACAAACGAGUGUGGCCUCAAGGGACAGUUAAAGAAAGAUUCAUCCUCAAUCUGAAGCUGAAGAGGUUAGGUGGAAAUAAGUUUAAAGUGGCAAAUUUAAGCUCCAAUGCUAACCAUCUUACCAGGAACUCCAGGUUCACAUGCUGGUUUUGUGGUCGCCUCUUCAGGAACCAGGAGAUGUGGGUCGGUCAUGGUCAGAGGCACUUUAUGGAGGCUACACGAGACUGGAACAAGUUAUUUAACAGUGGAAGACAGGGGGAUUCUUCUCUAGAGUUUGAGUGAUAUUUAGCUUCAUGGAAGAAAUGUAUUUUUUUUGUGUGCAUAGCUUGUUCUAUAUUUUGAGUUUUAUACUCAUAUGCACAGCUCAGGGUUUGCAGAGCAGGUCAGGAAAUGUGUUUUUGGAUUUUUUGAGCUUUAUGACUACAUCAUGCUUAGUAGAGUUCGGUUGAGAAACCAUCUCAGGGACAGUUGGCCAACAGAAAUGUUUAUUCAGUCUUUCUACUUUGGUGCGAGUGUACGUUAUUGUAAAAGCAAUAUGCAUUAUUUAUUUCAAAAGCACUUGUUUGUAAAGUAAUGUGACCAAAAAAUAAUUGCUGUACAAUUGAAUUUAACUGAUUUAAAAACA